Molecule: messenger RNA, 2568 nt
Organism: Spodoptera litura
Lineage: Eukaryota; Metazoa; Arthropoda; Insecta; Lepidoptera; Noctuidae
Product: sedoheptulokinase
Biological process (GO): glycerol metabolic process; phosphorylation
Cellular component (GO): cytosol
Molecular function (GO): sedoheptulokinase activity
Source: RefSeq, a predicted model, not a curated record
CAAAAAAACAGCAAUCGUUGAAUCAAUUUUAUUUCCAUGAAAAGAACAAGACCCAUGGUGUAAAUAGAUGCCAAUCACAUAAGACUGGAUCCUACAUAAAAUAAAACUCAAGAUUGGCUACAUUUAUCAGACACACAGAAUUAUUAAAUACUCGAUUUUGCGGAUUUGUACUAUCUCCGACGAGCGAUGCUACGUUACUAUUCAAUGUUGUAAAACAGCAAACGUUUAUAUAUAAUUAUCUAUAAUUACACGAACAAUUUUUUUGCACAUGACCGCAGAACGUGAUAGAACAUUAUAUAUUUUUUUAAUUACAAUACUGGCGUAAGUUUUUUAGAUUUGGCAAACGAAAUGUCUGAGCAACCUAAGAUCGUGCUAUUAGUUACAAAAAUCUAUGUAAAAAAGAUUGAAUCACUUGUUCGACGUGAUGUUGUCAUUAAUUUAAAACUUUGACUUCACAAGUGAUAAUAGAAUAGUGCAAAAUGGCUGACAAGAGUUUUAUAUUGGGGAUGGAUAUUGGAACGACUUCAGUAAAAGUUUGUGUCUACGACCCAAAAACAAAAGAAAUUGUUGCUAAACAAAAUAAGGAUACAGCGGCAAACAUACCGAGCGAUCAGGGUAUAGAAGGUAACAAACAAGAUGUGCCAAAAAUAGUAUCAGCUAUUCAUUACUGCAUCUCCCGUCUUCCGAGAGAUGUACUGCGAAGUGUCACAAAAAUUGGAGUGUGCGGACAAAUGCAUGGAGUCUUGUUAUGGAAGAAAGGCGCCUGGGAAAAGGUCGAAAAAGAUGGAGUUGUGAUGCGGUUUGAAGCAACUAGAGAAAACAUGUCAGCACUGUAUACUUGGCAGGAUACAAGGUGUAAACCUGAAUUUUUGGAAUCAUUGCCUAAACCUGAUUCCCGUCUAAAUUGCUACUCCGGAUACGGAUGCGCAACUCUCUUAUGGAUGCUUAAACACAAACCUGAAAAGCUGAAAAACUUUCAAUAUUCUGGAACAGUUCAAGAUUUUGUGGUUACUAUGCUUUGCGAUUUAGACGUACCAGUAAUGUCUGAUCAAAAUGCUGCCAGUUGGGGAUAUUUUAAUACUGAAAAGAACGAAUGGAACAUUGAUAUUUUAAAAUCAGUCGAAUUUCCAGUGGGGCUUCUACCUAAAAUCAGUAGAAGUGGGGAAAUUGCAGGAAAAUUGAACGCCGCUUGGAAUGGCAUUCCCGAGGGAACACCUGUAAGUGUUGCUAUGGGUGACUUACAGUGCUCUAUUAUUGCAACUCUUGAAACCAGAGAUGAUGCAGUACUAAACAUAUCAACGUCUGCUCAGUUAGCAUUCGUGGUAGAUAACGUAUCAGAUUUAGGCUGUAAAACAGUCGAGCACUUGCCUUAUUUUAAUAACACGCACUUAGUUGUAGCUGCGUCUCUAAAUGGAGGCAAUGUUUUAGCUACUUUCGUGAAAAUGCUUCAACAAUGGAUGCUUGAGCUAGGUUUUCCUACUCCUCAGUCUAAGGUAUGGGAAAAACUAAUUGCUUUGGGUUUGGAAGCUAAACCAUCGAAUAUGCAAAUAAUUCCACAUUUGUUAGGAGAAAGACAUGCACCGACUGCAAAAGCUUCAGUGGAGAAUAUCGAUCUUUCUAACAUCCAACUGGGUAGCGUGUUUAAAUCUCUCUGUGAUAGCUUGAUACAAAAUUUACAUCACAUGAUGCCUAAAGAAAUAUUGCGAAACGCCAAUGUAAAACGAAUUGUUGGAAAUGGUUCUGGUUUAUCUAGAAAUGCUGUAUUGCAGAGAGCUGUUGAGCACUAUUACAGCUUGCCACUAGAAUUUACUUCAGGGGGUGAUGCAGCGAAAGGGGCUGCUAUCGCAAUCAUAUAGUCAUAAUUUAUUUGUUAUUUGUAACAUUAUUCAAAUUGAUCUUUUUUCGUUAUUCAUUAUUGCUCUCUUUGUUCUAGGGCGUAUUAAAGUAGGAAUGUUCUAAGUCGUAACAAGUAGUUUCAAAGCGUAGAUGCAAUUAUUUAUUAAUGGGUAACGUAAUAACAUUUUGGCAAAAAAAUUAACCGUAUUUUUUUCAAAAUAGUUUUUGAGGUUUUCUUAAUUUAUAUCAUUCCAAUUAAUUACAUACCUAAUUACGACACACUGGCGAAAUUACAAGGUAAAGUAAAAUUUAAAGGCUACUAGGUACUAAUCUAGAUAACUAAAAUCAACUUUCCAUUGUUUAUUAUGUGUUAGUUUUUGUAAGUUUGUUAGAUUUUAUUUAAUAAAAUAUACUUAUUUUAAUUCGAAUUGUGUUCAAUUUAUCGUUUAGCGUAGCCCAAAUAUUUAUACCCAUCUAUUUUUAAAUAGUCGUAUGUCAUGUCCCGCGUUCAUUAGUGUCUUGAUACUUAGUAUACCGCUAUUUCAUGACAUUAAAACUCAACGAAAAAGUUGUUUUUUUUUUAAUAGUUUUAAUACUGCAGAUAUUCAAGGUGAUUUUUAAACCUAUUGCUUUCUAAAAAAAAAGUAAAUGUACGAGAUAUUUACACCUACGUAACUUUUUUUUUACCGACAAUCCAAACUCUAUGCAAUCAAACUAUAUCAUAUUGAUAAA